UCAGUUUAUUAAAAAAAAAAAGGGGUAGUUUUGGAUUAAAAAGUCCAGUCCAAUUUCCUAUAUUCUUCUCAUUACCAUAGCCAAUCUCUUCCAUCUCUCUGUUUUUUUCUUCUUUCUUCAUCCUUCUCUCCCACCCUGCAACUCAAAAUUCCAUUGAAGAAAAGUUAAACAUCAUGGAUAGAGAGCAGGAAGAGAUGCAAUUUCUUGGGUUCUUUGGCAUCUACAUGGAAUCCUUCAAGGUCAUCUUUGCAUGGAGAAAAAUCUUCAGCAAGAUCACUUUAUCUUUAAUCCUCCCUCUAUCUUUCAUCUACCUUGUUCAAAUGGAAGUAUCGAGUCUUUUCUUCAGGAAAAUUAUCCAUAACGAAAUAGAACUUGAUCAUACUCGAUCAGGCACUCCCAAAUAUGAGAAACUAUCUGACCUUAUCUCCGAUGAAUGGGCAUACUUUUGGCUUUUCAGGGCUGCCUACUUCACUUUGUUCUUCAUCUUUUCCCUUCUUUCAACUGCUGCAGUUGUUUACACCAUCGCCUGCAUAUACACAGUUCGGGAACUCACGUUCAAGAAAGUCAUGAGCGUCGUUCCAAAGGUUUGGAAGAGGCUAAUGGUUACUUUCUUGUGUACUUUCGUUGCCAUGGUUGUCUAUCACGUUGUGGCUUUCGUUGUCUUCUUUAUUUGGGCAACUUCAAUCGGAGCAAGAGACAUGGGUAUUGCUGUCUUUGUUGUUUUAACGAUUUUGUACAUCAUAGGGUUUUUGUAUUUGACCGUAAUCUGGCACUUGGCAAGCAUUGUCUCUGUUUUAGAAGAGGCCUACGGGUUCCAAGCCAUGGUCAAGAGCAAAAACCUGAUCAAGGGAAAGCUAUUGGUGGCAACAGUCAUUUUUCUGAAGCUCAAUAUCACCCAGCAGAUCAUCCAGUAUGCAUUCCAGAGGCUGGUUGUGCAUGGAAGCACCAUGGGCAUGGCUAGCAGGGUUGUUUAUGCAAUUAUUUGUUUCUUGUUGCUUUCCAAGCUAUUUCUCUUCGGAUUAGUCAUCCAGACAGUGAUUUACUUUGUCUGCAAAUCUUACCACCAUGAAAACAUCGACAAAUCUGCUUUGGCGGAUCACCUGGAAGUCUACCUGGGAGAGUAUGUUCCUUUGAAGGCCAAGGAUGUUCAACUAGAGCAAUAUCAUGUUUGAUUGACUUUCAAGUCUAUUUAUAAAAAUAACGGAUCGAUGAAUGUAAUAGUUAUCUUGAUUAAUGGUGUUUUUGUACCUAUAUGUUAUGAAAGUAAUUAUAAUAUAUUUCACGGCCAUUUUUUUUGCU
Durio zibethinus is the source of this 1299-nucleotide messenger RNA. RefSeq lists its product as uncharacterized. The record is from RefSeq and is a predicted model, not a curated record. NCBI's taxonomy places the organism in Eukaryota, Viridiplantae, Streptophyta, Magnoliopsida, Malvales, Malvaceae.